Molecule: messenger RNA, 1080 nt
Organism: Pseudovirgaria hyperparasitica
Lineage: Eukaryota; Fungi; Ascomycota; Dothideomycetes; Acrospermales; Acrospermaceae
Product: S-adenosyl-L-methionine-dependent methyltransferase
Exons: 2
Coding region: 1-1080 (359 amino acids)
Source: RefSeq, a predicted model, not a curated record
AUGCAUCUCUCUGACCGGCACCUAGCAUGGCUCACCGCAACAGCUUCCACCGAAGCUCUCCUUGAUAGCGGUGUCCUCCCGCACGCUGUAAUCCGUCUCGGUAUUCGCACGCAGCUGCGUCAGCGCAUACAGCUCAUCUCCUCGACAUCCCUUGAGAGCUCGUGGGUCACAAAAAUGAAGUAUGUCGACUUGCUGCGCACGCGUCCGAUUGCCAUUGAGACCAAAACGGCGAACGAACAGCACUACGAAGUUGGUACAGGAGUCUUGGCGGCAUGCUUAGGGCCACGUAUGAAGUACUCAUGUUGCUUGUAUGAAGAUGAUGGUCGCGGGGGAAUCAAAGGCAGUCUGGCAGAGGCGGAGGAUCGGAUGCUUGAUCUAUAUGUGCAGCGGGCGGGUGUAGUGGAUGGAAUGAGUGUCUUAGAUCUGGGGUGCGGCUGGGGCAGUCUGUCUCUCUACCUCGCCGCGCGCUUUCCCAAAUCCCCUAUAACAGGCUUCUCCAAUUCCGCAACCCAGAAAACAUACAUCGACGCCCGCGCCGCUGCUCUAGGCCUGAAGAACCUUACCAUAGUCACCGGUGACGUCGUCGAACACACCUUCGAAGCCGCCGCCUACGACCGCGUCAUAUCGAUCGAACUCUUCGAGCACAUGAAGAAUUAUGAGCUCCUCAUGGCCAAAGUCUCCCACGCCCUGGUCCCAUCAGGCAAGCUCUUUCUGCAUAUUUUCCACCACGCUAAUACACCAUACGACUUCGAGGACGGGUGGAUGACGACACACUUCUUCACGGGAGGCACAAUGCCAAGCGCCGACCUGAUGCAUUUCUUCCAGAGGGAUUUGACGCUAACAAGACAAUGGUAUGUUAAUGGGAAACACUACGCGAGGACGUGUGAGGAUUGGUUGAGCAAGAUGUGUGCAUCGAAGAAGGAGAUUUGGCCGCAUUUGGUAGAGACAUACGGGGCAGACAAGGCGAGUGUAUGGUGGGUGCGCUGGCAGGUGUUUUAUAUGGCGUGCGCAGAGCUGUUUGCCUGGGACGGGGGCGAGGUAUGGGGUGUCGGGCAUUAUUUGUUUGAGAAGCGGCAGUAG